This is a messenger RNA of Panicum hallii, 2048 nucleotides long. RefSeq lists its product as uncharacterized. NCBI's taxonomy places the organism in Eukaryota, Viridiplantae, Streptophyta, Magnoliopsida, Poales, Poaceae. Gene Ontology annotation, molecular function: single-stranded DNA binding; 5'-tyrosyl-DNA phosphodiesterase activity. The coding region runs from base 178 to 1911 and encodes 577 amino acids. Gene Ontology annotation, biological process: double-strand break repair. The transcript has 4 exons. The record is from RefSeq and is a predicted model, not a curated record. Gene Ontology annotation, cellular component: PML body; cytoplasm.
UCAAGGACCCGUCCGAUCGGGUCAGCGGACGGUCCAGAUUAGCCGUGACCGCGCUCUCGUGCGUUUGAAAGCGGCCGCGUUCCCAUUCCAAAAAUUCGAAGGGCCGCCACGCUCCCUUUUUACCCCGCCGCCGCCGCCGCCCGAGAACCGGCGCCUCAUCCUCCCGAGCCCCCGACCAUGUCCUCCCGCUCCCCACCGCCGUUCCCGGCCGCGCGGGAGUGGCCCUGCUUCCGGUGCACGUUGAACAAUCCCAUCUGCUCCGACAAAUGCGAGGCAUGCGAGGCCCCGCGCCCCUUGGAGCUCGACGCCGACAGCCCCGUCGUCGUGGCCGCCGCCGCCGCCGCGUUGACCCCGCUUCCGCAGUUGCGUAGGAAGCGGGAGCGCUCUCCCGCGGUUGCGGAUGCCGAGUGCCCGGUGGAGGUCGACGUCGACAGCCCCGUCGGCGCGGUGGCCGCCCCCGCGUCGACACCGCUCCGGCGGUUGCGGAGGAAGGGGGAUCGUGCUCAGGCGGUUGUGGAGGCGGAGCGCCCCGUGGAGGUCGACGCCGAUAGCUCCACCGUCGUGGUCGACGCCUCCGCCUCGCCCCCUCGGCGGUGCGGGAGGAAGAGGGAGCGCGCUCCUGCGGUUGCGGAGGCGGAGCGCCCCGUGGAGGUCGACGCCGAUAGCUCCACCGUCGUGGUCUACGCCUCCGCCUCGCCCCCUCGGCGGUGCGGGAGGAAGAGGGAGCGCGCUCCGGCGGUUGCGGAGGCGGAGCGCCCCGUGGAGGUCGACGCCGAUAGCUCCACCGUCGUGGUCGACGCCUCCGCCUCGCCCCCUCGGCGGUGCGGGAGGAAGAGGGAGCGUACUCCGGCGGUUGCGGAGGCGGAGCGCCCCGUGGAGGUCGACGCCGAUAGCUCCACCGUCGUGGUCGACGCCUCCGACUCGCCCCCUCGGCGGUGCGGGAGGAAGAGGGAACGCGCUGCGUCACCGGAUGUCGUCGAGCUUCGCAAUAGCGCGGGUCGAGCCGCCGGCGGCGGCGAGAAUGGGGAGGGCAAGGCGGCCGCCGCCAAGAAAGCAAGUCUUGGGAUUCAUUUGGAUAAGAAGACCUUCAAAAUCAUGACAUACAAUGUCUGGUUCCGGGAGGAUAUGGAAUUGAGCAGAAGGAUGGAUGCUCUUGGAGAUCUUAUUAAGCACCACAGCCCGGACUUUAUAUGCUUCCAGGAGAUUACACCAUACAUAUAUCUGCUUAUGCAAAAAUCUGAAUGGUGGCAACAAUACAAAUGCUUGUUGUCACAGGAGAUGUCUAUUCUGAAGCCGUAUUACUGCAUGCAGUUGAGCAAAGUGCCAGUUGAGCCAUCUGAAUGUAUCCCAUUUUCUAACUCAAUAAUGGGAAGGGAGCUUUGCAUCGCAAGUGUUAGCGCAGGAGACAUGACGAAGUUGGUGUUAGCCACAACCCACCUAGAGAGCCCAUGCCCUGCACCUCCUAAGUGGGACCAGAUGUAUAGCAAAGAACGUGUAGUUCAGGCAAAGAAAUCCCUGGAAAUUCUGGGACGCUGCCGCAAUGCAAUACUCUGUGGGGACAUGAACUGGGAUGAUAAACGAGACGGCCCCUUUCCUCUGCAGGAUGGGUGGAUUGAUGCUUGGGUUGAGCUGAAGCCCGGAGAAGAUGGCUGGACCUAUGACACGAAGGCCAACAGCAUGCUGUCAGGCAACCGCAAGCUGCAGAAACGAAUGGACCGGUUUCUGUGCAAGCUGGAAGACUUCAAGAUCGAUAACAUUGAGAUGAUUGGGAAGGAGGCGAUACCGGGCAUCUCCUACUUCAAGGAGAAGAAGGUUCGGAAAGAGUGUCGAAAGAUUCAACUGCCUGUCUUCCCUAGCGACCACUUUGGUCUUGUUCUGACCAUCACCAAGCAGGGGGGUGGCAGCUUCUGAACUAUUGUUACGGUGAUUCUGCAGCAUUGAAGGUAGUUCUCAUGUGUAGUAUUUAGGCCUGUCUUUAUGCAUAUGCCCCUCGAUUUUGUGAAUUUUGUGAAGGAGGCAACCAUUUGCUAGACGGACAUGCUAAUGGU